AUGAAACGUGCCUCCUCAUCCGCAGACAUCGGUCUAUACUCCUUUGAAGCCACCAUCCUGACCCAAUUAAACCUCUGCGUCAGUCUUAUGACUGCCUGCAUUCCAUGCUUGAAGCCAUUCCUCGACGCCUUCGACAGCGGAAUGCUCAAGGUGUCGAUGCUGAAACGCGCCACCGGGAAUAACAGCAACUCAUAUGGCAAUUCAUAUGCGUUGGGAAGUAUGGGUCGAGGAGUGAAAGAGUCUGUGACGCGGUCUCGGUAUCUGGAAGAUGAACAGGUGCUGGGAACCGCAGCUGCCGCUUUUGCGGUCACGGCUCCUGGAAGGCCAUUGGAGAACAACUCUCUCAGAAUUCAUAGGACAGAUGAGUGGACCGUUCAGUCUGAGAAUGGUAAAACCCCUUCGGUUGACGAGAAUGAGGCCUCGUCGAACGGGAGUGGAAGCCGAUAUGGUCAUCAUGCAUUGUGA
Messenger RNA from Penicillium lagena, 465 nucleotides. RefSeq lists its product as uncharacterized. The coding region runs from base 1 to 465 and encodes 154 amino acids. The transcript has a single exon. Lineage: Eukaryota; Fungi; Ascomycota; Eurotiomycetes; Eurotiales; Aspergillaceae. The record is from RefSeq and is a predicted model, not a curated record.